Molecule: messenger RNA, 1051 nt
Organism: Bemisia tabaci
Lineage: Eukaryota; Metazoa; Arthropoda; Insecta; Hemiptera; Aleyrodidae
Source: RefSeq, a predicted model, not a curated record
ACUUGCGGUUUCCUGGUGCCAUCCGAAGAAGAUGUCGUCGAGGAAUCACUUCCGCAUUUGAGACCCCUCAAGGCUCAUCCCCAUGUCUUGAGAAAUCGGGCACCGUAUGGAAUCAAUGAUUUUGAAACAAUGGUUAAGAAUAACAAUUUCAUCGUGGACAAGACCCCAUGGAUCGCGGAAGCACUAACUGGACCUUGGUUGAAACUGAUUACGCGACCCCGUCGGUUUGGGAAAAGCACGAACUUGUCAAUGCUAGAAGCCUUCCUGACUAAGGAUGAGAAGCUAGAAGCAAUGAACUUAUUUGCAGGUUUUAGUAUCCAGAACGAUACAAAGUUCGAGAAAAUUAGGAUGAACCAUCAGCAUAAGUAUGCUGUUUUGCAUUUUAAUUUGUCAGGUUGCAGCUCCGUCUCUACGGCUUUGGAGUUUGAAGACUGGUUCCUUCGAUACCUAAAAAGGGUUCUGGGUCGCAAUCUUCGUCAGUACCGUCGGUUUUUGAAACCAAGAGAGGAACAAUGGCUAGACAACAUAAUCGAUGGAGACGGAAGCCUGCAGAGAGUGCUAGGAGGUUAUCACAUAUUGACACAGAUACUUCAAGAUAAAGGUUACAAAAUAGCUGUACUUGUUGACGAAUAUGAUGCGCCACAUCAAUCGUCAAUAAAACAAGCAAUAUCAGAAACUGCAGAGGGAAAGCGUUCCGUUGUUGGUGAAUCGUAUGCAAGAGCUGUAAGUUUGACGACAUCCUUUUACACGUUUUUCUUCAAGAGCGGUCUACGAGUCCAUGUGCAUUGUGGUAUAUUGAUUGGGAUUAGUCUUAUCCCAACAACUAGUCUCUUUUACGCUGAUUUUCUUUCGAGUUUCGAUGUGUACUCCACCGUUGAUGAUGAUAAAUUUGGACCCUACUUCGGUUUUUUGGAUCACGAGGUAAAAUGGCUGAUUGAUUCCGUGGGGACAAACUUAUCAUUUGAAGAAUUAGAAGAGUGGUAUGAUGGCUACCACUUCGGCGCUAGUGUCGUAUUCAACCCGUUUGCUGUUGUGUCAGCAUUUCAUGAAG